AUGUCUGUAAUACCUCUGAAUCAUAACUUUCCAUUCGACCUCAAUAUCCGACCGUCAACUAGCAGUGCUACUCGCAGUGAAGACACGCGAUUUGGUGAAAUCGCGCAAGCGAGCGCGAUUAGUAAGUUCGGCAUUGCAGGACGUGUAUGGGAAGCAUCAUACAUCUUGCUUUCCUACCUCGAUUGCAGCAAUCGCGAUGCGCCCGAUCAGCUCGAAUUUGAUCCUCCGCCAUUCACGCGCAUGGCAUGUGCAGAUCCCUUGACCAUCAUCGAGCUUGGAUCGGGCACUGGGCUUAUUGCCUCUCGGAUUGCAGAGCAUCUGCGAGUUGACCGUGAUUUGCUUCUCGCCACCGAUCUACCCGACGUAUGCGGGCUCCUGGAGGGUAACCUCCAGGCAUGCCCCGCAAUCCGCGUGCAGCCCCUCACAUGGGGAAGUACGGAAGCUGCAGUGGCCCUUGCCAUAUUUCUCGGCCUCACCACGCCUGGAGCAAAUGAAGCUCACUCUCCCCGUCAUCCAACCCACAUCAUCUGCAGCGACCUGGUAUAUUUCCCCGCAUUGCUCGCGCCGCUCCUCCGCACUUUACUGCACGUCACAUCUCCUCCCUUCCGGUCGCCCGCAGGCGAGAGCGCAGUGAUCGUGAUAUCGUACAAGAUCCGUAGCCUGCCGAAAGAGACGCCGUUCUGGUCCGCCUUUGGGCUCUGGUUCGAGUAUGCACCGGUGCUUGCGCUCCGUGUAGGCCUCGAGGCAGGAGCCUGGUGCCGCUUUCCGAUAACCCUGGAUGGUGAGGAUGAGUCGUAUGUGUUUGUCGCGCGCAGACGGAGCGAGUCGAGGACGUGGACGAUCCCUGAGAACGAUCGGGACUUACUGGCGGGAGUAGGUGCAUGGGGGACUUCUGAGGGCAAAGUGGACGACUCAUUUGAGACGAUGCUACUGAUGUCAUUGAACCCUGUGUAUGACUACAAUUAA
This is a messenger RNA of Postia placenta MAD-698-R-SB12, 966 nucleotides long. RefSeq lists its product as hypothetical. Gene Ontology annotation, molecular function: protein-lysine N-methyltransferase activity. The coding region runs from base 1 to 966 and encodes 321 amino acids. Gene Ontology annotation, biological process: peptidyl-lysine methylation. The transcript is spliced from 3 exons. The record is from RefSeq and is a predicted model, not a curated record. Gene Ontology annotation, cellular component: cytoplasm. Lineage: Eukaryota; Fungi; Basidiomycota; Agaricomycetes; Polyporales; Adustoporiaceae.